CCCUGCUUAACUCACUGAUCAUCCCAUUGAGCAUACCCAAUGAUUCUGCCUUAACUCCCCGCAUCGUCACGUGAGGCUGGCAGGAUAAGGUCUGUAACAAUCACGUACCCGAAUAACCAACACCAUGUCCAACCCUCGAACUUCAGAAGAAACACGCAAACUAUUCGAAGCCAUGCGCAACAACAUUCUUGCAGUUUCAGAGCCAUCAGCAUGCAAACCACCUGGACCUCCGCUAUCGCCGGAGAAGUCAGCUAAAAUGCAUGAAUACCUCCGUGUCUUAAGGGCACGUCGUCGUCGUCAUCGCUCUUUAGUUUGGCGUACAUGGGAUAGUCUCUGUGACUGGGUAGGAACGAGGAAGUCUUUGUUUUGGGCCAUCAUCUUUUCAUAUUUUGUUCUUUUCUUGUUUUGUUUUUGGUAUUUUUUAGGUUGAGCAUGUGUGGAUCGUGCCCUUCAUGCCUUGGAUAUAAGGCAGCAGUAUUCUACCAAUCAGAUUGAUUAAAGUCUUGACACGGAAUAUAAGGCAGUAAGAUUCCUAG
Messenger RNA from Aspergillus glaucus CBS 516.65, 536 nucleotides. RefSeq lists its product as uncharacterized. Bases 125 to 430 code for a protein of 101 amino acids. The record is from RefSeq and is a predicted model, not a curated record. The transcript has a single exon. Lineage: Eukaryota; Fungi; Ascomycota; Eurotiomycetes; Eurotiales; Aspergillaceae.